Molecule: messenger RNA, 907 nt
Organism: Neomonachus schauinslandi (Hawaiian monk seal)
Lineage: Eukaryota; Metazoa; Chordata; Mammalia; Carnivora; Phocidae
Gene: PRELID3A
Product: PRELI domain containing 3A
Exons: 5
Coding region: 89-610 (173 amino acids)
Biological process (GO): phospholipid transport
Cellular component (GO): mitochondrial intermembrane space
Molecular function (GO): phosphatidic acid transfer activity
Source: RefSeq, a predicted model, not a curated record
GCGCCUGGAGGGAGGAGCCGGGCGCGCAGGAUCGGGCGCGCGGGGUCCGAGCGGGGAGCCCGCGCCCUGCGGCUGGCGGGCGGCGGCGAUGAAGAUCUGGAGCUCGGAGCACGUGUUCGGCCACCCAUGGGACACCGUCAUCAAAGCUGCCAUGAGGAAGUACCCGAAUCCAAUGAACCCCUGUGUCGUGGGAGUUGACGUGCUGGAGCGCAGUGUGGACAGCCGGGGCCGGCUUCACAGCCACCGCCUCCUCAGCACCGAGUGGGGGCUACCCGGCUUCGUGAAAGCGAUUUUGGGAACCAGUAGGACUUUGACAUACAUCAAAGAACAUUCUGUUGUGGAUCCAGUAGAAAAGAAAAUGGAACUUUGUUCCACCAACAUCACACUCACAAACCUGGUGUCGGUGAACGAGAGGUUGGUGUACACUCCGCAUCCAGAGGACCCUGAAAUGACUGUGCUCACACAAGAAGCCAUCAUCACUGUGAAGGGGAUCAGCCUCGGCAGCUAUCUGGAGAGUUUGAUGGCCAACACGAUAUCAUCCAAUGCAAAGAAGGUACGGCUCUCGGUCCCGGGCCCCGUGUGCACGCCAGGGGCCAGAUUAAGGGGCUGAAAUGUAUCAUCCUACCGAGGACUGUGGCCCUCCGUCGCCAGCGAGCUUGUGAUGUCACAGCCUUUUCCACCGUCACGGUCAAAACCGGCCGCAGGGAAAGCUGUCCCGGGCCUUGGGGGGAAGCGUUGGGUGAACGUGGGACACAAACGCAGUGGAGGCAAGUACGGCGUCAGAGAGCCAACUAGCACAAGGCUCAGUGCGCAGGACAAACCCCGCACAUGAGCGUUGUCAGGCAGGGUCGUCAGGAAUUGUAGUUUCCCACUGAACAGGCUUUGGCUGAGCCUCCCGUCUGCCAGG